AUGUCGCUACCCGUGCGAUCACCUUCCAAGGAGUCGAUUAUUUCACACUAUCCUCUGCCGACUACGGUCUUUUCUACCGUGAACGUAAUGAGCCCAACACACCAUGAAACUAUCAAAUCCUCGCCCAACACACCAGACAUGAAAACUGGAGUGUCGCAGAUAGAAGCCAUCUCUUCAUCUCUCACUUCUCAACCAACUUUUCCAGACUUUUCAACUCAGACGCAACAUACACAGGCGUCCCAGCCAGAACCAGCCACCACCUCAGCCUCCAAUACAGAUGCCAGUUGCGCAGCGGGGCAAAGUCCGAAGAGGGCUCGUGAAGAGGAUGAUAAUUUAGCAUCUGCGUCCAGUACGCCACAUCCGAAAAGGAUUGAUAACAAGGCAAGCGCGACACCAGACAGCAAGGCACCUAUAACGAAGCCUGCUCGUAAGAAGUCUGCGCCCAAGAAAACUACUGCGCCAACGCCCUCCAGGUCACAACCUUCAAGAAACCGCAAAGCUCCUGAGCGCUUCGAAGACUUUGAGGAGAAAACAGCCAAAGCUCCUCCAAGCAAGAAGGGUACCAGUAAAGUUUUUGACUCCGUCUUCAUCACAACAAACUCUACUAGCCGAUUAGUUAAGGCAGAUAUAUACCAUAUGCUUCUCGAGGGUUCAGCCUGGUCAUGUCUCAGUGCAGAACAGCAAAGCACUCUCAUUGCCAUGUUGCCCCAGGACGGUACAAACCAAGGUUUGUUGGCCAAGAUCAACGCAGGAGAAACAGAAGGCACACGACCAUCAGCUUUCACUUUGGCCAAUGACUGCUUCCGCACCGAUGUCGCAAAGUUCCAGGAAGAUCUCAAGAAUGGUCAUUUGGCUAAAACUUGGCAGUCCGCUGCUGAACAGGCAGUCAUUGAGCGUGCAGCAGGAGAGUACGACAAGUGGAAAGCUGAAGAAGCAGAAUCCUGGUGGGGCCAAAAAAGCGUGUAA
Bipolaris oryzae ATCC 44560 is the source of this 966-nucleotide messenger RNA. RefSeq lists its product as uncharacterized. Bases 1 to 966 code for a protein of 321 amino acids. The transcript has 3 exons. NCBI's taxonomy places the organism in Eukaryota, Fungi, Ascomycota, Dothideomycetes, Pleosporales, Pleosporaceae. The record is from RefSeq and is a predicted model, not a curated record.